This is a messenger RNA of Chrysochloris asiatica (Cape golden mole), 1077 nucleotides long. RefSeq names its product ring finger protein 13 (gene RNF13). Gene Ontology annotation, molecular function: ubiquitin protein ligase activity. Bases 1 to 1077 code for a protein of 358 amino acids. Gene Ontology annotation, biological process: ubiquitin-dependent protein catabolic process; positive regulation of DNA-templated transcription; protein ubiquitination. The record is from RefSeq and is a predicted model, not a curated record. Gene Ontology annotation, cellular component: cytoplasm; nucleoplasm. Lineage: Eukaryota; Metazoa; Chordata; Mammalia; Afrosoricida; Chrysochloridae. The transcript is spliced from 9 exons.
AUGCUGCUCUCUAUAGGAAUGCUCAUGCUGUCGGCUACACAGCUCUACACCAUCUUGACUGUCCAGCUCUUUGCAUUCUUAAACCUACUGCCCGUAGAAGCGGACAUUUUAGCAUAUGAUUUUGAAAAUGUGUCACAGACAUUUGAUGACCUUCCAGCAAGAUUUGGUUACAGUCUUCCAGCUGAAGGUUUAAAGGGUUUUCUGAUUAACUCAAAACCAGAGAAUGCCUGUGAACCCAUAGUGCCUCCACCUCUAAGAGACAAUUCAUCUGGCACUUUCAUCGUGUUAAUUAGAAGACUGGAUUGUAAUUUUGAUGUAAAGGUUUUAAAUGCACAGAGAGCAGGAUACAAAGCAGCGAUAGUUCACAAUGUUGAUUCUGAUGACCUCAUUAGCAUGGGAUCCAACGACACAUCGCUCAUAACUGUAUCUUGGGGCCACAUUGUCUUGGUACCAGAAUUUAGUCUUCCUCUGGAAUACUACCUAAUUCCCUUCCUUAUCAUAGUGGGAAUUUGUCUCAUCUUGAUAGUCAUUUUCAUGAUUACAAAAUUUUUCCAGGACCGACAUAGAGCAAGAAGAAAUAGACUUCGUAAAGAUCAGCUUAAGAAACUUCCUAUACAUAAAUUCAAGAAAGGAGAUGAGUAUGAUGUAUGUGCCAUUUGUUUGGAUGAGUAUGAAGAUGGUGACAAGCUCAGAAUCCUUCCCUGUUCUCAUGCUUACCACUGCAAAUGUGUAGACCCUUGGCUAACUAAAACAAAAAAAACUUGUCCAGUCUGCAAGCAAAAAGUUGUUCCUUCUCAAGGCGAUUCAGAUUCUGAUACAGACAGUAGUCAAGAAGAAAAUGAAGUGUCAGAACAUACCCCUUUACUUAGACAUUUGGCUUCUGUCAGCACUCAGUCAUUUGGGGCUUUGUCAGAAUCCCGCUCACAUCAGAACAUGACAGAGUCGUCAGACUAUGAAGAAGAUGAUAAUGAAGAUACUGACAGUAGUGACGCAGAAAAUGAAAUUAAUGAACAUAAUGUCGUGGUCCAACUGCAGCCUAAUGGUGAACUAGAUUACAACAUAGCAAAUACUGUUUGA